Messenger RNA from Vanessa tameamea, 3606 nucleotides. It is a transcript of the gene Art4, whose product is annotated as histone-arginine methyltransferase CARMER. The transcript has a single exon. Bases 152 to 1750 code for a protein of 532 amino acids. Gene Ontology annotation, molecular function: protein-arginine N-methyltransferase activity. Lineage: Eukaryota; Metazoa; Arthropoda; Insecta; Lepidoptera; Nymphalidae. The record is from RefSeq and is a predicted model, not a curated record. Gene Ontology annotation, biological process: peptidyl-arginine methylation.
GCUGCAGCCAUAGACAAACUGGGGGAGGAAGUUUGUGAGUGAUCGAUUUUACACCGGCCUCUACAAAACUUCUCAACGGCAUUUCUCUUUGUUUGCCGUACGCGUGCCUAAUAUCCAAACAAAAGUAUCGAGUUCGAAGAGCAUCCUAAAAAUGGCGAACACGUUUCGCGGUGUGACGGUUUCCGCCGUCAAUAAUGACGGUGCUCUAACUCCGCGCUUCAACUUUCCUACAAACGUAAACGUGGAUUACGACCCGCAAGGUCUAAGUGUAAAAGUGAUACGUGCUGAUCCUGUGCUGGCUCAGGAGGUGCUAGAGUUCCCCGUCCACAGCCAGAGCGAGUGUUCGCGAGUCGCCGGCCAAUCAUAUAUUUUUACUAUAGAUAAUGAGACUUUGUUUUUUAAGUUCGCCUCUGAUGUUGACUGUCAGAACUUCCAUUUGCUUGUUAGUAAAAUCAAAGCUGGUCGAUCAUCAUCUGUGUUUACGGUGCGUACGGAAGACUCAUCGGCGAUGCAAUAUUUUCAGUUUUAUGGUUACUUGAGCCAGCAGCAGAACAUGAUGCAAGACUAUGUGAGAACGAGCACUUAUCAGCGAGCCAUAUUAUCAAAUAUCAAUGACUUCAAAAAUAAGGUAGUUCUAGAUGUCGGUGCUGGUUCUGGUAUCUUAUCCUUCUUCGCGGCGCAGGCGGGCGCUCGUAAGGUUUAUGCAGUCGAAGCUAGCAACAUGGCGCAUCACGCGCAAGCCCUGGUUCGAGCUAACGGCCUGCAUGAUCGCAUCACAGUCGUCGCGGGAAAAAUAGAGGAAAUAGAACUACCGGAAAGCGUAGAUGUUAUUAUUUCUGAACCUAUGGGCUACAUGCUGUAUAAUGAACGUAUGCUAGAAACCUACUUACAUGCUAAGAAAUGGUUAAAACCGAAUGGUAAUAUGUAUCCUACGCGUGGUGAUUUACAUAUAGCACCAUUCACAGAUGAUGCUUUGUUCAUGGAGCAAUAUAACAAGGCAAACUUCUGGUACCAAGCGUGUUUCCAUGGAGUCGAUCUCAGUGCAUUACGCACAGCUGCAAUGAAGGAAUACUUCAGACAACCCAUUGUUGAUACGUUUGAUGUACGUAUAUGUAUGUCGCGAUCGGUGAGACAUGUUGUAGACUUUUUAAAUGCCAAUGAAACUGACUUACAUCGCAUCGAAGUGCCAUUCAGAUUUGAAUUAACUCAAUCUGGAACUUGCCAUGGUCUUGCAUUCUGGUUUGAUGUGCUAUUUGCAGGCACCACUCAGCAUAUAUGGUUGUCUACAGCACCGACAGAGCCACUUACUCAUUGGUAUCAAGUGAGAUGCCUUCUAGAGACACCAAUUUUCGCAAAACAAGGCCAAGUUCUCACAGGGCGUGUGCUUUUAUUAGCUAAUAAGAGACAGAGUUAUGAUGUUACAAUGGACAUAAAUUUGGAGGGAACAAAUAUUUCCUCUUCAAACACAUUAGACUUAAAGAAUCCCUACUUCAGAUAUACAGGUGCACCUGCUGCUCCACCACCAGGAGUUAAUACAACAUCCCCGAGUGAGUCAUACUGGAACUCUAUUGAGUCAGCUGGAUCUUUAAGCAAUGGUCAGGGUGUUAUCUUAACUGAUGGUACACAGCAGUACUGUUCCACACCUGACCAGACCAUUGCAUAUGGAGCCCACCCCAACAUGAUUAAAACAGUGAUGCUUCAAGAGGAAUUCAUAAAGAGGAUCGGGAUUAGUCAAAACGGCGAUAUAUAAUCCGCAAAGUCGCGCCGUGCGCGCCUUAGGGCUAUAAGGAACCGUCGCAAUCGGUUGUGAACAAUCUUCCGUUCAAACUUUAUAGUGUGUAAGCAGACUUAUUUAUUAAUACAUCACAGUGGACUACUGUAAAAUCGUGUAAUUGAUACAACAUUGACAAGGCAGCUUGCCUUAAUAAAUCAGUUAGGUGUAUGCUAAGUAUAAAUGAUGCAUUCAAAACUUGUACGUGUAGUUUCUGAAUUGCAUUUUCGAUAAUGUAAGAAGCAGUCAAACGUUAUAGCACCUUGUGGUGUAAAUUUUCUUCUCAGUUUGUAUGACGCUUACUAGUGUAAUUUGGAUACAGCUCCUAAAAUAUUUUUUUUUUUUUUGUAAAUAUGUCCUACACCCAGUUUGACAUGGCGAAAAUUGGCCAAAUACAUUACAACUGCUCGAGCAACGGCUCUGUAGUUAGUUUAAGUAAUUUAGAUGUUUAAGUACACUUAGAAUAAGCAAUAAAUGCUAAUGAUGAUGCUUAAUGAUAUAAAUACUCAUUAAACAUUAUUGCAAUUGUAUUGAACUCAAUCAUAUGUGAAUCAACCAGUGAUUUUUGUAUGUGACAAACAGGAUUAUGUUUUUUAUAAAAUUAUUUCUGUCUGCCAAUCGGGGAAAGGGAUUGUGGAUUAUAUGAAACAGUAGAAUGAUUAUGUUUUCGCAUAUUUUUAAUGUUCAAUUUAGAUUUGUUUAUUUUUAAACUAUUACAAUAUUGAUGAAUAAUUUAUUCUUUUAUAUUAUUCACUGUCAGAAAUUAGUCUUCAAUGAUAUGUAUUUAUAAGGCUAAUAUUUAUGUAUAUUGUGUUAAUUAAUAAUCAAAAAUGUUGUCUGAAACGACUUAAUAUCAUAUUUGUAUAGGUUCGACAUCAACAUUACGAUCGUAAAUUUAGUUUUAAAAAAUUCAAAUCUGAAUUGAAUUAUUUCUUCAAAUAUGUUUUAUGUAAAUAUUAAGAUAGGUUACUUAGGAGUGCUAAAUGUUUUGACUUCUACAAAGCCAGUUGUAUGUCACAGCGAUCAGUAUUCAUUUUAUGUUCCAUAUUUGUAGAUAUAGCAAUCGGAGACUCACAUGCUAUAAAUAUGAAAGUCUUUUUUGCACUUGAAUGUUUAUACUAGUGUUGUAUUAAAUCUGUCUAAAUUUAAAGACAGGUAAUUAUUGAUUAAUGUAUGUCUGAAAUUAUAAAUCGAUAUAAAUAUUGGCUAUGUAAAAUCAGUUUGAAAUUUAGUCAUUUUAAGUCUAAGGAAUGGAAUCGAUCUAUAGCCCGUCGAAUUGAUCUUUAUAAUAAAUUUUAAUAUUUGACUAUAAAGAUAUACUUGCCCAGAGAGAAUGUUGUGACAUUCUCUACAAUUUUUAUUAUUCAUAUCUGAUACCAGUAGUAAUAAUAAUUGUAAGGAGCAAUGAGCAAUGAGUUAUCUUAAAAGAACCAAAAAUUAAAUAUUUUGGAAAUAAGACAUGGGUUGGUACAUUUUGGCCGUAGGUUCAAUUACAAAAUCCAUUAUUGAUAUGCAACAAUUUCAAUGUAUUUAAUCUGUAUUUACUUAUAAUUUCCAAUAUAUACUGAGAUUUCUGGAACAAGUGCAGACAUUCAAACAUUCAUUACUUAUAUAUAGUUUCUUAAACACAACUACCUCAAAUAUUGGCAGACGAAUCUGAAUUAAUUACGAUACAGCAGGAUUUUAAUUCCAUGACAAAGAAGGUUGCCAAGUAUAACCUUGAUGUAUCAAAAAAUUUGGCACGUAGGAAAAUGGAUAGUUUAAAAAUCUUUGGUGGAAAUAAUUGGAUAAGCAAUAUGUUUGGAUUCUAAUUAAUAAACAAAUUUUGUCACAAA